This is a messenger RNA of Anoplopoma fimbria (sablefish), 2427 nucleotides long. RefSeq names its product Transitional endoplasmic reticulum ATPase. Gene Ontology annotation, biological process: retrograde protein transport, ER to cytosol; autophagosome maturation; mitotic spindle disassembly. Gene Ontology annotation, cellular component: cytosol; nucleus; VCP-NPL4-UFD1 AAA ATPase complex. Lineage: Eukaryota; Metazoa; Chordata; Actinopteri; Perciformes; Anoplopomatidae. The transcript has 18 exons. The record is from RefSeq and is a predicted model, not a curated record. The coding region runs from base 1 to 2427 and encodes 808 amino acids. Gene Ontology annotation, molecular function: ATP binding; ATP hydrolysis activity; polyubiquitin modification-dependent protein binding.
AUGCCAGGCUCAGGAGGAGCAGACUUAAAGGGAGAAGAUUUCUCCACUGCCAUCCUAAAGCAGAAACACAGACCUAACAGACUCAUUGUGGACGAAGCUCUCAAUGAAGACAGCAGCAUUGUCAGCCUGUCACAGAACAAAACGGAGGAGCUGCAGCUCUUCCGGGGGGACACGGUGGUGUUGAGAGGGAGGAAGCGUCGCGAGACGGUGUGCAUUGUCCUGAAUGAUGACACCUGUGGGCAAGAAAGAAUACACAUUAAUCGUGUGACGCGCAGCAACCUGCGUGUCCGGCUCGGUGAUGUCAUCAGUAUUCAUGCCUGCCCUGACAUCAAGUACGGGAAAAAGAUCCAUGUCCUCCCUAUAGAUGACACCAUCGAGGGCCUGACAGGAAACCUCUUUGACGUUUUCCUAAAACCAUAUUUUCUGGAGGCUUACCGGCCCAUACAUACAGGUGACAUCUUCUUGGUGAGGGGGAGCAUGCGGGCGGUGGAGUUCAAGGUGGUGGAGACUGACCCCAGCCCUCACUGCAUUGUUGCCCCAGACACUGUCAUCUACUGCGAGGGGGAUCCAAUCAAGAGAGAGGACGAGGAGGAGAGCCUUAAUGACGUCGGCUACGACGACAUCGGAGGCUGUCGGAAGCAGCUUGCCCAAAUCAAAGAGAUGGUGGAGCUUCCUCUGAGACACCCUGGCCUUUUUAAGGCUAUAGGAGUUAAGCCCCCCAGAGGUAUCCUGCUGUACGGCCCUGCAGGCACAGGAAAGACCCUGGUGGCCCGAGCUGUAGCCAAUGAAACUGGUGCCUUCUUCUUCCUCAUCAAUGGUCCUGAGAUCAUGAGUAAGCUGGCGGGAGAGUCAGAGAGCAACCUAAGAAAGGCGUUUGAGGAGGCGGAGAAAAACGCUCCAGCCAUCAUCUUUAUUGAUGAGCUGGAUGCCAUCGCUCCCAAGAGAGAGAAGACCCAUGGUGAAGUGGAGAGACGUAUAGUCUCUCAGCUCCUGACCCUGAUGGAUGGCCUGAAGCAAAGAGCUCAUGUAGUUGUCAUGGCAGCUACAAACCGACCAAACAGCGUGGACCCUGCUCUGAGACGCUUUGGCAGGUUUGACCGGGAGAUUGAUAUUGGAAUCCCGGAUUCGAUUGGCAGACUGGAGAUUAUGCAGAUUCACACCAAAAACAUGAAAUUGGCUGACGACAUCGACCUGGAGAGGAUUGCCAAAGAGACCCACGGCCAUGUAGGCGCAGACCUGGCUGCUUUGUGCUCAGAAGCUGCCCUGCAAACAAUCCGCAAGAAGAUGACACUCAUAGACCUGGAGGACGAUUCCAUCGACGCCGACGUGCUCAACUCAAUGGCUGUCACCAUGGAUGACUUCGAGUGGGCUCUGAGUCAGAGCAACCCUUCAGCUCUGAGAGAAACCUUCGCGGAGGUGCCUCAGGUGAACUGGGAGGACGUCGGAGGACUGGACGAGGUCAAGAGAGAACUGCAAGAGCUCGUUCAGUACCCUGUUGAGUAUCCGGAAAAGUUCCUGAAGUUUGGUAUGACUCCAUCUCGUGGAGUAUUGUUCUACGGCCCUCCCGGCUGUGGGAAAACCCUGCUGGCCAAGGCUAUCGCCAACGAGUGCCAAGCAAACUUUGUCUCCAUCAAAGGACCCGAGAUGCUCACCAUGUGGUUUGGAGAAUCGGAGGCAAAUGUCAGAGACGUGUUUGAUAAGGCCAGACAGGCAGCCCCCUGCAUCUUGUUUUUCGACGAGUUGGACUCCAUCGCCAAAUCCAGAGGAGGCGGAGCUGGGGAUGGAAGUGGUGCGGCUGACAGAGUCAUCAACCAGAUACUCACAGAGAUGGACGGCAUGUCGGACAAAAAAAAUGUUUUCAUUAUUGGUGCCACAAACAGACCCGACAUCAUCGACGCUGCCAUCCUGCGGCCGGGCCGUUUAGACCAGCUCAUCUACAUCCCACUCCCUGACAAAUCAUCUCGCAUGGCAAUCCUGAACGCUAACCUGCGCAAGUCCCCUAUCGCACGGGAUGUGAACCUGGAUUACCUGUCUGGCAUCACAGAGGGUUUCUCCGGAGCUGACCUGACAGAGAUCUGCCAGCGGGCCUGUAAGCUGGCCAUCCGUGAGGCCAUCGAGGCCGAGAUCAAGGCUGAGCGUCAGAGGCAGAACAGACCAGACAUCCCCAUGGAUGAGGACUUUGAUCCAGUCCCAGAGAUCAGGAAGGACCACUUUGAAGAGGCGAUGCGAUAUGCUCGUCGCUCUGUCAGCGACAAUGACAUCCGCAAAUAUGAAAUGUUUGCUCAAACUCUGCAGCAGAGCCGAGGUUUUGGAAACUUCAGGUUCCCCUCUGAUACUGGCACCCAGUCUGAAGGUCAGGGGUCAGGCUCUGGUUCAGGGAGGCCAAAUCUGCACAGAGAGGAAGGCAAUGACGAUCUCUAUCAAUGA